CUGCCUCGCCACACACUUCAGAGCUCGCUCGUAAAGUGCAGUUUACUUGAAUUAAGUGAUUUUUUGUUUUAAAUAUGUUGGACCUAACGUCGUGGACGCCGGAAUACUUCUGCGAAAAUGCAACGAGUUGCGCGGAACACCUUUCGAAAGCGGAAGAUCGCGCCACAAUCCCACUGCUAAACUGCAGCAAGCUGCACAACCUGCGGGACAACACGCUGGUUCGGUUCCGCGGAAUGAUCCAAGAUAUGCAGGACCCGGAGUGCUUUCUGGAGCGGUACGAGGUGCGCCGGAAGGGCGGCGAUGGCGGGCUGGUGCGCGUUCAGGACGGUCGCUACCGAGACGUGCUUGUGAUGAACAAGGACGAAGAAACGGUCGAUCUGAGGGCUUCGAGCAACAAGUACGGCGAGCGGAGGUCCAUGUUUGUGAUUUCGAUCCCCGGGUACAACGGGUGGGCUGUGGAGUGCGAGGAGAAGCUGAGCGGUGGUGGUGGUGGGGUGUUGAGUGCUGGGGUGAAUGAAGUCGGGAGUCCAAGGUCGGUGAAGAGGCCGCUGGUGGAGGAUGAGGAUAUGGAGGUGGAUGAGGCUGGUGGUGUUAAGGAACACCAGUUCAAAAAACCUUUGGUGCCUGCGGCAACAUCGACGACUAAGGGAUCUUCCGGAAGUACGUCGACCUCAACUGGCACGAACGGCAAGAUUCUUUCAGCGGAAUAUCUCCUGAACUCGCCAAUCCCUGAUCGUCCAAGCAAAGCUUGUCUGAUCAAACUGUACUCCAACUUGGAAGAAUCCACUCUCAAUUCGCUGGUCGACGUCGUUGGAUUCCUUUCGGUUGACCCCGCCCUAGACGGUAGCACCGACCAGAUGGAAGACGAGGACGAGCUUUCCGAACAUCAGGCAACGCAUCCACCUCCGUCCCUAAUCCCUCGAAUCCACGCCAUCAGCGUUCAAAAGCUCAAACACGUCAACCCACUCGUACAGGAACCCGCGACUCCGCUGGAAACCUCCGACAUUUGGCGGGACAUCCAGAACCUUCUCACGCAGUGUCUUUUCGGGGAUCGAAUCGCCGCCGAGUACCUGUUCUGUCACCUGCUGUCCACGGUUUACAUUCGCAACGAGCUGGAAUCGCUUGGGCAGUUCAGUCUCAACCUGAGCAACGUUCCGGCGGAAACGCUACCCCGGUACACUGUAGGACUGUACGAGAUUCUGGAGCUGUUGCUGCCCGCCAGUCACUACUUCCCGAUGACGCUGGAGAACAUGAACACGAUGCAGUUUGUGCCCAAAAAAGACUACACCACGAACAAGCUGACCAGCGGCCUGCUCCAGCUGGCCCCCCACACCCAUCUCCUCCUCGACGAAACGCGCCUCCAAGCGGGCAAACUCGAGAGCAGCGGCGUCGAAGCCGUCCAGAACAUCGCCCACCUGAUCAAGAACCAAAAGCUCAAGUACAACUUCCAGUUCUACCAGCUCGAGUUCAACUCGGAUGUCCCAGUCCUCGUGCUAAGCGAAGGCAAAAGCAUGCUCCCCACCAACUGCCACACCCCCCUCCUCCCAGACCCGGACACAAUCCCCCUCAUCGACGAAACCCUCAAAGCUGGCAAGCACUUUAGCCAGCCCAAACUGGCGGAGAUGCGACGAUUCCUGACGGUGCAGCGCAUCCGCGACUUUGACAUGAAGACGUUCGAUCCGGAAAUCAUCCAGAAUGACUUUCUGCGGAUGCGCAAGGAGGUGGACGCCUCGGCGGAGGAUUUGCACUCGCUGCUGGUGCUGGCACGGCUGGCGGGACUUUCGCGGGGAAAGGUGUCGCUCGAUAGUGAGUGCUGGGAGCACGCGAAGGAGCUGGAGCAGGAGCGGAAGAGGCGCGUGGAGCUGUUUGCCAAGAAGAAGAAUGAACCGUGAGGUACCUGAUUGUGUGUGUUUUCUCUGUUAAGUUAUACACUUUUUUUUUCAAUAAAAUGAAGGUAUUUUUAAGCAACUUA
Culex pipiens pallens (northern house mosquito) is the source of this 1972-nucleotide messenger RNA. Its product is annotated as mini-chromosome maintenance complex-binding protein. Gene Ontology annotation, molecular function: chromatin binding. Lineage: Eukaryota; Metazoa; Arthropoda; Insecta; Diptera; Culicidae. The coding region runs from base 75 to 1892 and encodes 605 amino acids. The transcript is spliced from 2 exons. Gene Ontology annotation, biological process: DNA-templated DNA replication. The record is from RefSeq and is a predicted model, not a curated record.